AUGACAAUCGUGACAAAGCGUCGAGAAGAUACCGCGAAUGACAUAAAUCUUGUUGUAUAUAAACGAUUGUUAUCUCUACCGUCGUCGGUACCAGCGUCAAUUUCUUCCUGUGCAAAAGUGCGUGAACUUAUGUUCGUCCUCCUUCUGUUGAUCACGUGUGUGAUCCACGCGAAUGCAUACGAGAAGAAUGGAAUCCGAAACGUCAAGAACUACAUUCUUGACACGGGGUUGCGCAAGGUGCCAGUCGAACGUCAAAUAUUCAACUUCAAAAGAAAUGGCAUCAAGAUCGACGUAAAGGUGGUUCCAUCAGCUAAAGACGAUUCGAUAAAGAUCAAAGAGGAAGACUAUUUCCCGGAGUUUCCCGUAAAAGACAUAGGCAAAUGCAUCUUAGAAUUUUCACUUGGCUGCAUCAAGAAACGUUUUGUCCGUUUCUUGGAGACGGUAGGCCAUCUCGACGAAAUCACUUUGCUCGGGCAAGACAUAAAGCUGGUGAAGAACAAGGUAACACAUAGAUCCGAUGGCCGAGCUAUGAAUGAUACGGACGUCAAUAUCGAGCAAACCAUAGAUAAUUUCUUCGAUUCGUUCACUCUGCGUAUCACGCUGCCCAGAUGGGACAGUAAGCGAAUGAAGAAUCAGAUCGACGUAAUGAUGGAAGAUACAGCGGUAGCGGAAGGACGAGGAAAGAAAGGAGGCGGAGGCGGAGGUAAAGGCGGCGGUAAAUGCAAGAUGAUGAUGAUGGGCAUGGUAAUGAUGGUGAAGAUGAAGCUGAUGGGAUUGGCGGCGAUGAAAGGUAUGAUGAUGGGAGGCAUGUCUCUAAUGCUUACCAUGAUGAUGCUGUCUGGAAAGUUUGGAAAGGGCGGAGGCGGCGGUGGCGGCCCUUGGCAAGGCGGAGGAGGAGGUGGAGGAGGAGGAGGACAACUCAAAGAGAUCGUACUUCUUACAAAAUCUUCGGGCGGUGGAGGUGGAUGUAGCGGUGGCGGUUGUGGCGGUAGUCCGCCUAGCGAUAGUUAUGGUGCACCUCCACCAAGUAGUUAUGGUGCCCCUUCAGGAGGAGGCGGCGGCUACAGCGGCGGCGGAGGCGGCGGUGGAUGGGGUCGCAGCUUCAACAAACGACCGAUGAUGCUGUCCAACGACAAUAUAAUCAAGACGGAGACCGCGGACGAAUCUAAUCACACUCCAAUGAUAGGGGAAGCCGUCUCGAAUAUGGAGAGUGUUGAUUAUCCGGAUUAUGAGGACUAUCAAGAACCAUCGCCAAUUGCGAAUCCGAACUCCGUGACUUCUAAUUGGAACGCGACAAAUUAUAUCGCCUUCCAUGAAUACAAAGGCGCCGAUGUAAGUUUGAUGAAAAACAAUUCGAAAGUAGAAUCAACGGUAAGCGCAAAGGGUAGGACUCUCUUCAAUCAAAGUCCAUCUACUACUGUUGUCAAUGCGAUUGAGAAAAAUGUCAAUUCAUUGACAAGUAUGAGUCAACCUGAUAUUAUUCACGAGACUAAUGCGGCAUAUAUGGAUGAAUGGCAGGCUACAGCGGAGAAAACAAGUUCGAACGAUGCUUCGUCAUCAAAUUCGAAUGCAAGAAUUGAAUUGCACGAAAUCGAUCCGCGCUCUAGAGAGGUGCCUUUAUUACGUGGAAUUUAA
This is a messenger RNA of Linepithema humile (Argentine ant), 1635 nucleotides long. The record is from RefSeq and is a predicted model, not a curated record. Lineage: Eukaryota; Metazoa; Arthropoda; Insecta; Hymenoptera; Formicidae.